AUGGCCACCGGAAUCGUCGCGACGGCCCACAAUGCUUUCCCGAGCCCACCAUCCAUCCCCAUCUCCACAACCGUCGUCGUCGUUGUCGUCGUUGUUCCAGUAGUACUCCUUCUUGUAAAACUUCACACGGAUUCACUAAGAUACAUCCCGGGCCCGCUUAUCGCGCGCCUCACCCCCCUCUGGCUCUGGACCCUGACCCACCGCGGUAUCGAAUGCCGCCUCGCCGCGCUUCAUAGCCGCUACGGCCCCGCAGUGCGUAUCGCGCCCAACGAAGUCGAUCUCUCCGACGCCGCUGCGCUGUAUCCCCUCUGCGCGAAGAAUGGCGGCUGCGCCAAGAACCCCGUCUACGCCAACUAUGACAUCGACGGAUUCGCGACGAUUUUCUCCGCCGUGGAUCCCGUGCAGAGGGCCGCAAAGGCGGCGGCUGUAGCUCCCCUCUUCGCGCAACGGGCGAUCGUGGAGGGGAGGGAGCUGGGGGCGAGGAGAGCAGUAGCGCACGGCGCGCCCAUCGACGUCCUGGAUCUGUUCCGCUACUUGGCCAUCGACGUUGUCCAUUGCCGCGAGCACGGCUGUCGUUAA
This is a messenger RNA of Histoplasma mississippiense, 579 nucleotides long. RefSeq lists its product with no specific name. NCBI's taxonomy places the organism in Eukaryota, Fungi, Ascomycota, Eurotiomycetes, Onygenales, Ajellomycetaceae. The transcript is spliced from 2 exons. The record is from RefSeq and is a predicted model, not a curated record. Gene Ontology annotation, molecular function: oxidoreductase activity, acting on paired donors, with incorporation or reduction of molecular oxygen; heme binding; iron ion binding. The coding region runs from base 1 to 579 and encodes 192 amino acids.